AUGACAGCAGCCGAUGUAAACACAGCACCGAAACUUUCCAAGAAUCGAAAACUUGGCAAAAAAAAAAAGAAGAAAUCAUGGCGAGCAUCAAACGUUGAAGAUGUUGAAGAGUUUCUGGAAGAUGAAAGACGGCAAAUACGAACAGGUGGUUUGGUUGCAGAGAAGGCGGAUGAAAACCUGUUUCUUAUUGAUACAGGCUUAAAAGCUGCCAGUCAGGGUAUUGAAACAAGAAGCAGACAGAGUCGGAGAGAUAAACUGAAGCAGUUAAGAUGUUAUGCCUUGCUUCAGCCAGACCCUAACAGUAAACCAGUGCGCACACCAGACAGCCAAAAUUUCCAGAGAGGAUUGAGGAAAAAAAGAAUAAUUGACAGAGUAAGAGAAAGAUCCAAGUCUCAGGUUCGAGUGGCAGCUAUGAAGCAAAGCCAGAAGUAUGAAGAGACGAGGAAAGUCGCGCAAGCACAGAAAAGGCAGUUGCCAGUUGUUGACAGUGAUCUCUGGGCAGAUGACAAAGAUGACAGGGAAUCAAAUGUCAACAAGCCUCACAAGAGAUACCACAGAAAGCCAAGUGCUUUAAAGGCUACAGUUAUUCCACACCCAGGGGCCUCAGUCAAUCCUUCCUUUGAGGAUCAUCAGGAUUUGUUAUACCAAGCUCUUGUGAAAGAAGAAGAAAGACUCAAGAAGGAGAGGAAAAUUUACAAUUCUUUGGAAGCUAAGUUUCCUAAUAAACGUGAUGCUCCUGAUGAGUCCACAUAUUUGAUGGAAAUGUCUGCUGGGCUUGUGGACGAUUCAAGUGAUGAUGAUGAAGAUGGAAGUGACGGUGACAUGCUAGUUUCAAUCAAUCCUCCAGUGAGACGAGAAGACAGAAAAACCAGGAAGCAAAGACGGGUGCACAAGGAAGAGGAAGAAAAUAGCAAAAACAGGGCAAAAGAAGCUGAAAUAAAGAAAAGGGAGAACAUGCUAUACGAAGAACCAGACUUGGAGCUGAAGUUGUCCACAGAGCUUGUUGCAUCGCUCAGGGAAGUUAAGCCUGAGGGUCACGUGUUUAAUGACAUCUACAAGAGUCUGCAGCGUAGGAAUAUUAUUGAACCCCGAAUCAGACAGAGGUACAAGCGGAAGUAUAAACCAAAGAAGUUUGAGAAAAAGAGCCAUAAAGCCGUCACCAUCCUCUAA
This is a messenger RNA of Candidula unifasciata, 1170 nucleotides long. The record is from the annotation of a GenBank genome assembly. NCBI's taxonomy places the organism in Eukaryota, Metazoa, Mollusca, Gastropoda, Stylommatophora, Geomitridae.